AUGGCCUCGGUUCAGCAGAUCGUCAUGCACCCCUACGUCUCGCAGCUUCUCAAGUUCUGGAGCACCACGGUCGGCCGUGACAAGUCGGCGCGUUCCGUGCAGUACCUCUCCCGCUUCCUGGCCUGGUACACCCUGAGCCAGGGUGCUCCUAAGGAGACGGUCGCACGCUGGUCGUCGAUCAAGUCGAACAUUGGUCUCAGCCGCAAGCUGUUCCGUAUCGGCAAGUUCCUGGAGCACUUCCAGGCCGCGCUCAAGGCCACGAGCACUGCGGACCCCGUGCUGAAGUACACUGCCAUUGGCCGUCAGCUCGGCUACGCCUGCUACCUCAUCCUUGAUGCCCUGCAAUGGGUCCACGGCGCCAAGGCCUACGUCUUCGAGAAGGAGACCAUCCAGAAGAUCGCCAAGAACGCUGCCCGCUUCUGGCUCGCUGGUAUCACCUUCUCGCUCAUCAGCGGCGCGUACAAGUCGUACCAGCUCGCCCAGCGCACCAAGCUCGCCCAGCGCCCGCGCGCCACGGCCGAGAAGGAGGCCGAGCGCCGCGUCGAGCUCCACCAGAUCGCUGCCGAUACCAAGGCCGUCCGCCUGCAGAUCCUCCAGGACUGCUGCGACUGGGUCAACCCUGGUUCGAGCACCGGCUGGAUCAACACCAACGACGGUGUCGUUGGUGCUGCCGGCACUCUCAGCUCGCUGCUUGGCGCUCGCGCCCAGUGGAUCAAGGUCAACGGCGCCCCGAAGAAGUAG
This is a messenger RNA of Malassezia japonica, 741 nucleotides long. RefSeq names its product Peroxisomal membrane protein PMP27 (gene PEX11). Gene Ontology annotation, cellular component: peroxisomal membrane. The record is from RefSeq and is a predicted model, not a curated record. Gene Ontology annotation, biological process: peroxisome fission. The coding region runs from base 1 to 741 and encodes 246 amino acids. NCBI's taxonomy places the organism in Eukaryota, Fungi, Basidiomycota, Malasseziomycetes, Malasseziales, Malasseziaceae. The transcript is spliced from 3 exons.